AGAAACGGGCCGGUUGGCUCUCGGGAAUCCGAUCCCGAGAGGAGCGAUCCAGGCCCAGGACUCCUGGGAGGGCCCCUGGGCAGAAGGGAGGGAGGACUGGAGUUUCUAACCCCCUGCAGGAACCGAGCCGGGAGUGGGGUGGGAUGAUGGUGCUACCUCUGCACGGCAGCCCAACACCCAUCUCCUUGGAAGGGAGAGCAAGCAAGGCAGACGUACUAAAGGAGAGAGACAGAGACCUGAGUACGUCUUGGGAAAAGGAGAGGAGACAACCAGGAAGGAGCUUGGAGACAUUAGGAUGCAACAGCAUUUCAGGAAUAUGGAAAAUGCCAGCAAAGAGGCAGACCAGACAGACAUCCCCACCAGGGGCAGUGGAUUCAGCUGAGCAGUCAGUGAAGCACCCUGCUAGACAGAGCUCCAGAACACCAGACAAAUGCGUUUACCUCUAUGUGAGUUUGGGGCUGGGGGUGCUCCUGCUCCUGGUUGUGGUUGUUCUGUCUGCCUGUCUGUGUCGGCUCCAUCGGAGAGGAGAACUGACCUCACCCUCCUGGGCCUGGAAGAGGACUCCAUAUUCAGCUUCCACCACGCCUGCUCCCCUGGGAUAUCUAUGUCCAGCCUCCCCCAUCCUCCCUCCUCUCAGCCCCACACCCCACAGGGCCCUGGGAGAAAGCUCUAUCACCUGGAUGGACCAUGGUAAAGACGAGCAACAGCAUCCGGGCCAUGUCGGAGGGUGUUCCAGUUGACGAGGGGACCUUGAGCAGUGAGGU
Messenger RNA from Hipposideros armiger (great roundleaf bat), 764 nucleotides. RefSeq names its product leukocyte specific transcript 1 (gene LST1). The transcript has 6 exons. The record is from RefSeq and is a predicted model, not a curated record. Lineage: Eukaryota; Metazoa; Chordata; Mammalia; Chiroptera; Hipposideridae. Gene Ontology annotation, biological process: immune response; cell morphogenesis. The coding region runs from base 144 to 740 and encodes 198 amino acids. Gene Ontology annotation, cellular component: membrane.